Molecule: messenger RNA, 594 nt
Organism: Nematocida minor
Lineage: Eukaryota; Fungi; Microsporidia
Exons: 1
Coding region: 1-594 (197 amino acids)
Source: RefSeq, a predicted model, not a curated record
AUGGUAAGCAUGGCAGACACAACCAUAGAUUCAGGAACUAGCACUGCACAGCCAACAGGCAGCAGCGGAAUCAAAGAGAGGUUCUCAGCACUGUCUCAGACAAAGAAGGUCUUGUUCAUUAUUCUGCUGAUCUUAAUCAUCUCUUUUGGGAUUAUGUUUAACAUAUUUAUCUUCCAUUUGCUGUUCGGCGGAUCUUCUAGCUCCAGCUCCAGUGCAGGCAAAUCAACACUUUUGUCUGUGAGCAACAAAGCAACUGCUUCCGACCCUGCAGAUACUAGUAACUCAGCCACCGAUGCAAACAGCGCAGAGAACUCAGCUGUGGCAAAGGGGCCAAGCAACAAAACAGCCGGCAAGAGUGUUAAUAUAUCUUUUCUAAAAUCCAAAGCAAACAACACUGAAGAAGCUGAUAAAACAGAGGAAACCGAGGCUGCACAGAAGAAGAAGCCAGCAAAGGGGUCCAAAAAGAAAAAUAACUCCAAAAAAUCAGGAGUAUCUGUUGACAGCCAGAUGCACCUCCAGAACAUGCUGGGGCUCAAGGACGUUCGAUUGGUAAGCGCUAAAAGCAGCAAUUUAUUAGAUUCUCCUGCAAACUAA